Molecule: messenger RNA, 1872 nt
Organism: Phoenix dactylifera (date palm)
Lineage: Eukaryota; Viridiplantae; Streptophyta; Magnoliopsida; Arecales; Arecaceae
Product: cyclin-A3-1-like
Source: RefSeq, a predicted model, not a curated record
UCUCGACUCCUCCCUCCCUCCCUCUCUCUCUCUCUCUCUCUCUCUCUGUCGCCAGAGCGAAGGAUUAGGAGAAGAGAGAGGGAGUCAUGGCGGACAAGGAGAACAUCGUCCCCCGCCUGACCCGCGCGGCGGCCAAGAGGGCGGCGGCCUCCGCCUCAGCCGCCCAGUCCCAAUGCCAGGACCAGCCCCCGGCCAAGAGGAAGCGCGUGGCCCUGAGCGAGCUCCCGACCCUAUCCAACGCCAUCAUCCGCCCCUCCGCAUUUCUGCGUGCCGCACCUUCCAAACCCAGGCUCAGGUCCAAGAAGGAGGAGGAUGCCGAGGUCUCGAAGGUGCCGCCGGCGGAUCUCCCCGCCGCCGCCGCCACCAACAUGGAUUUCGAUGCGGAGGAUCCGCAGAUGUGCGGGCACUAUGCGAAUGAUAUAUAUCAGUACCUUCGAUCCAUGGAGGUGGAGCAGAAGAGAAGGCCUCUGGUGAAUUAUAUCGAGACGAUCCAGACCGAUGUGACGGCGAAUAUGAGAGGGAUUUUGGUGGAUUGGCUUGUCGAGGUUGCGGAGGAGUACAAGCUUGUCUCGGAUACCCUUUAUCUCACUGUUUCGUAUAUCGAUAGAUUUCUUUCGUUCAAUGCCCUCAGUAGGCAGAAGUUACAGCUUCUCGGGGUGUCUUCGAUGCUCGUUGCCUCGAAGUAUGAAGAAAUUAGCCCUCCUCAUGUGGAAGACUUCUGUUAUAUUACCGAUAACACUUACACAAAGCAAGAGGUGGUGAAGAUGGAGAGUGACAUACUAAAGCUUCUCAAGUUUGAGAUGGGAAAUCCUACUACUAAAACUUUUCUUAGGCGAUUCACAAAGGCUGGACAAGAGGAUGGCAAAUAUCCUGCUCUGCUUCUGGAGUUCUUAGGCAGUUACCUUGCAGAGUUGAGCUUACUAGACUAUGGCUGUGUCCGGUUCUUGCCAUCAGUAAUUGCUGCUUCAGCUGUUUUUCUUGCAAGAUUGACCAUUAAUCGAGCAUCACACCCUUGGAAUGAAACACUUCAACGCUACACUGGUUAUAAGCCGUCUGAGCUAAAGGAGUGCGUCCAUGCUAUAUAUGAUUUGCAAUUGAACAAGAAGGGGUCUGCUUUGGUGGCUAUCAAAGAAAAGUACAGGCAGCACAGGUUUAAGUGUGUAGCUGCCGCAUUGCUUCCUCCCUCAGAGAUUCCUGCAUCAUAUUUUGAAGACCUCAAAGAAUAGAUCUCAGAAAGAGAAUUAUGAUGAAUGACCCCAGGAAUUGAUGCUCCAAGACCAAAUCGCCUGGAGCUGGGAAGAAGGAUGAUUCACAGGAGGUAGUUGAGGAAACAGAUGAGAUAUACACAGAUCUGUUGUUUCAGAAACCAUCAAAAGUUACUGGGCAGUUCUCAUUCUAACUUAGAAGUAAUCAAGCAUUGGCAUUGACGACACUUAGUGUUGAGUAACAUAAGUCUCACAACCAGGUCUUUGAGGCAUAAAUUUUGUAUGGUUUCGAAUCUUUCACUCAAUUUUUCCAAUAUGAAAAUGUACCAACUAACAUCCUUGUUUGUUUAAGUAUAAUAAUAUGUUUAAUCCAUUUUCAUUGUCUAUACAGAAAUUUCAAAAUUAUCUAUUGAAAUUGACUUGAAAAAGGCAUUGAACGACUAGGGUGUGAUAGUCGAGCCUGCUCAGAAGAUCUCUCUUUUUCAAGGGUUUGUUUUGUGAUACUGUUUUGAGAGUACUGAGGGUGUGAGGCUUAAACUAUAGCUCAUUUGCUGUUUUUGUAUGUGCUAGUGUUUAAUGUAAGGUAUGCCAUAUCCACCCGAAUUGGAUGGUAUGAGAUAUAUUAUAUUGUACUAGUCUGGUACCGGUGGUGUACUGAUAUUUAGUA